Messenger RNA from Passer domesticus (house sparrow), 4549 nucleotides. It is a transcript of the gene LYPD6B, whose product is annotated as LY6/PLAUR domain containing 6B. Gene Ontology annotation, molecular function: acetylcholine receptor regulator activity. Lineage: Eukaryota; Metazoa; Chordata; Aves; Passeriformes; Passeridae. The transcript is spliced from 6 exons. The coding region runs from base 257 to 772 and encodes 171 amino acids. The record is from RefSeq and is a predicted model, not a curated record.
AUUUAAAUUUUAGGAUUUUAAGUAGAUCUGCCUGCCAGCCCUCCCAGCAAAUCUUUCUGGUGUUGCGUCUUGAUCCUGAAAUUGGAUUUGGAAGGAAGGUGGCAUUCCUGGACAAGGGGAAAUCGUGCAGAUUCUUCUGCCUACUCCUUCUGAUCCUGGGCUGCAGCCAGAAGAAAUCGGGACCAUCCUAUGGAAAAGAGUGUUGGAAGUACACAGGGAGCAGAGGCCUGAGGGGUGAGGGUUUCCCUGUGCAGUGAUGCCCGGGAUGGGUGUGCUGGCCGCAGCCCUUCUCCCCUUCCUCAUCCUCUCCGGACGCUGGGCUUCAGCUGAGAACAUCAACUUCUACAACAUCAGGCCUCCACUUGACCCCACUCCGUUCCCAAACAGUUUCAAGUGCUUCACCUGCGACAACGCAGUGGACAACUACAACUGCAACAGAUGGGCUGAAGACAGGUGGUGUCCUGAGAGCACUCGGUACUGCCUGACCGCUCACCUGUUCACGGCGCGCGGGGAGAGCACCUCGGUCACCAAGAGAUGCGCCACGGGCGAGGAGUGUCACCUGGUGGGGUGCCACCGCCGCGGGGACAGCGGCCACACGGAGUGUGUUUCCUGCUGUGAAGGCAUGAUCUGCAACGUGGAGAUCCCCACCAACGCCACCAACGCGGUGUUCGCCGUGCUGCAGGCGCGCAGGACGGCCGCGGGCAGCCGCGCCCUGCCCAGCCUGCUGCCACUGCUGGCACUGCUGCCACUGGUGACAGUGGCACUGUCCUGACACGGCACCCCCGGACAGAGCUGCUGGGACAGUCCCUGGGCCAGGAACCCCCAGGGUCUCCAAGGAGAAGUGGCUGAUGUUCCCUCGUCCCAGCAGAUUUGAGGAAAGGCGCGUCCUGCACUCCUUGCGUGUUUUAGUGGGAAUCCUUCCCCGUCAGUAUUGAAAAUAAACCCCACAAACACCCCCAGUGGGGAGGACUCAAGGUUUAAUUCCCUGUUUUCUGAAGAAAAUGCACAUUUUUGUGGGUUUUGGGACAGAGCUGUGACAAUCACAAUCAGAAGGAGCAUUGGGUGGAUCAUCUGGAAAGGUGGGAAAUGGAUCAUCUGGAAAGGUGGGAACUGGAUUUAAACCUUUUAUGUGCAAAAACAACUCAGAGUUUCUUAUCCAGGUGUGUUUGAGCUUAUCUUGAUUUCAUAGCGAGCACCUCUGGUUUUCAUAGAGAACAAAUAUGAGGUGGGGUUUUUUUUUCUGCUUGAUCAGAGCUCUUAUUUCUCCUGGCAAUAAUACAAAAUUAAUUAUUUUCUUUCUGUAAAAUGUCUCAUCCUCCUCCUGUUUUAAAUCAGUGGGAAAUGUAGAAUUCCUAAAAAUCCUGUUGCAGCACCCAGAGCAGAAUUCCUGAUCUUCCAAAGCAAAGGGAUUAUUUCCUUGCAAUUGAGUCUCACCUCAGAAUAUCACAAAUAUAUUAUUUUUGUGAUAUUGGGGUAUCACCACUUUCAAAUCACAGCUACGGUCAAGCAGCUUCAUUAACCUAAAAAUUCCAAGUGGACAUUUGGAAUAAAUAAGGAGGGAACUCUGCUAUGUUCUCUCUUGAUUUGCACAGGUUUUUUCCAGGAAUAUUAUUGUCCUGGCAGAUGUUUUCAGGAAGGAUGGAUCACUUAAACUGACUCAAAAAAGAGAUUUGGAGCUGUUCCCCAAAAAAUUAGAGUACAAAAUUGGCUCCUUUUACAUCAAUAUUGCCUUAAUUAUUUGCUGGUUUGUGUCACUAAUUAUGUUUCGUUAUAAAAAAGAUUUUGAAAUAUUUCCAGGCCUGUUGACAUUCCGAAAUUUCCUCCACAAUAUUCUUAGAAUGCUGCAGAAAGGUGUCUGAGUUCAGUCUGAGGCUCCUGGAUGGGCGAUUGUGCAGCCACAAAAUUUGGAUGGAAAAGCUUUGUCCUUGAGGAAGGAAAACAGUUCUUGAUGUCUGAGUCAAGGUUUUCCAAGAUCUGGAUUCUCAUGAAUCUCUCACUCCUCAAGAUCUGGAUUCUCUCUUUUCAUAUCUGGAUUCUGUGCCAUCCAACAGGGCUGGAAUUCUGCUCUGGAGCCAGGCGGGGAGAGCUGGGAAUGUUCCUCUGGAGAAGGGAAGGCUCCAGGCAGAGCUCAGAGCCCCUGGCAGGGCCUGAAGGGGCUCCAGGAGAGCUGCAGAGGGACUGGGGACAAGGAUGGAGGGACAGGACCCAGGGAAUGGCUCCCACUGCCAGGGGCAGGGAUGGGUGGGACACUGGGAAUUGGGAAUUCCUGGCUGGGAAAGUGGGGAGGGGCUGGAAUUCCCAGAGCAGCUGGGGCUGCCCCUGGAUCCCUGGAAGUGUUCAAGGUCAGGUUGAACUGAGCUUGGAACAAUCCUUGAGAGGCUGCCCUGGAGCAGAGGCUGGCCAGAGCUCCAGAAUAAAGCAGGGAUUGAUCCAAGGAUCUCCUCCAUGGCUGCACCUCGGGCAGCAGCAGAGCCCAGCCAGGGCUGCCCCCAGGAUGAACCCAAAUGGCCCCAAAAUGCACGAGCGCUGCCGGGGUCUCUCCCUGGGCUCAGCUCUGCUCCAUGUGCACAUUGCAGUUCAGUGGCCAACCCCACUGCAGCCCCUGCAGUCCCACCCUGCUUGUUUUUCUCUCUGCAGCCCACGGGCUUUGUGCUCCUGGGCUGGCAUUGGGAUCAUUUGUCCUUGGUGCCCAGCUGGAGCAGGAAUUGUUUUGUGUCCCUGCUCUGUGCACAGAGCUCAGCAACCCUUCAUGUGCAGCUCAGAACUGCACACCAAAGCAGCACAGAGUCUGAAACACAGAAAAGAUAAACCUGAGGCACGGUUGGGACCGUGGGAGGUGUCCCUGGAUGAUCUGGGUGGGCUUUAAGGUCCUUCCCAACCCAAACCAUUCCAGGAUUCUCUGAUAUCCCAUAAUUACCUUCAUCCUUCUGCUCCAUGAAGGAUUUUUCCAGAUGAAAGGAUUUUUUUUUUCUGGUGGACAAACCAUUCCAGGUUUCUCUCUGCUCCACGGGGAAUUCCUCCAAGUGGAAUUUGGCUCCCACAUUUUGGGUCAUUGGAUUUUUCCUGCACAAAUUGCUCCCAAAUUCAAAUUUGGGGAAUAACUCUUGCAAUCUCAACGAGGCCUCCAAGAGCUCUGUGCUCUUGUAGGAGUCGCUGUCAAUAAUUUACAAUAAUAUCAGUACUGAGUUUUGGGGUUUUUAUAGUGGAGAUGCAAUUCCAGAGCUUUUGGGAAUGUCAGGGAGGCCCUAAAAAACUGCUGCAGCAACAAAAAAUAGACAUUUCAGGAGGUUUUAUUUUCCUCUGUUGAAUGAAUUUUUUUUUCCCCCUCACUGGAAAGUGAAGAAAUUCUGAAAUUAAGAUUUUAAACCUCAUAAAAUGCCUCUGCUUUUGGGAAAGAAUUGUUUGGGAUAAACCCCAAUAAAUCAGCUGAAGGUUGAAGGAUGCAGCCUGGGCAUGUGAAGGGAUUUGACCUUGGAUUUUAUUUUUUAAAAUCAGAAUUUUAGAAUUCCAAGAGUGGAGGAUAUUAAUGAUGAAUUUUAAUCAUUGGGAUGCACCAAUCCCUUUGUUAUUGCAAAUCUUGGGAUUCUUUUUAAUGUGGAAUUGAAUAUGCAAAUGCUCUUAAUGCAAUGCAAGGAGGCACUUGGUAGAAGAAAUAUGGAAUUUAAGAGAAUUUCAGUUUUUCCUCUUGCUUCAUCCUUUUUUAUAGAAAAUCCUGCUUGGAUUUGCCAUGAAAUGCUGAUUUUGUAGGAAAAACGUGCUGAGAAAAGAGUAUUGAAAUUCACCAUAUUUUUGGCAGGAUUAAUGACUGUACAGAAAUCUGACCUUAAUUUAUGGCGGAAUUUUUAUAUUAAAUAUUUUCAGGUAUCAGAAUUUUCAGCUCUCUGAAGAAUUUUAAGAAAGUAUUACUGGAUUUGAUAAAACCAAUUUUCAGUGAUGUCCUUGUCUCAGUUUGGGUUCAGAUGUUGUAAUUUAAAUACAUUCAAUUUUUCAUGUGAUAAAAGCAAUUUUCACUGAUCUCUUUGUCUCAGUUUGGGUUCACAGAUACUGUAAUUUAAAUAUGUUCCAAUUUUCUUUUGAUAAAACCAAUUUUCUGUGAUGUCUUUAUCUCAGUUUGGGUUCACAGAUGCUGUAAUUUAAAUAUAUUCAAUUUUUCAUUGCCUAAAUCCACCCCUAAACUUUGGGAAAGAUGUUUCUGUAAAUCCAUCAAUUUUUGAACCCGAAAAUAAUUCAGAAAUAAUGGCAAAUCCAUUUAUUUGUGCAGUUAAAUGUAUUUUUUAUUACAUAUCUAUAUACGUGUGUAAUAUGAUUUUUAUUUACAUUGCACUGGACAGCCUAUAGAAGGUUUAUAUUUUUAAAACUUAAGUCCUGAUAAAUUCUUCAUUAUUCAGUGUUUGGAUGUUUUCUUAUUGCUGUGUAACUGCUUUAAAUCUUCUCCAGAAAUGGCACUUUUAAUAAAAAAUAUUCAAAUAUUUUCUGGUGGAGAACGUUUCUGGUGACAAAUAUUGCUCAGUAAAAAUCUUAAUUUAAAUUAAAUUCUGCUCUGACUUCA